Messenger RNA from Hippocampus comes (tiger tail seahorse), 2881 nucleotides. RefSeq names its product protocadherin gamma-A11-like. Gene Ontology annotation, molecular function: calcium ion binding. NCBI's taxonomy places the organism in Eukaryota, Metazoa, Chordata, Actinopteri, Syngnathiformes, Syngnathidae. The coding region runs from base 234 to 2618 and encodes 794 amino acids. The transcript has a single exon. The record is from RefSeq and is a predicted model, not a curated record. Gene Ontology annotation, cellular component: plasma membrane. Gene Ontology annotation, biological process: homophilic cell-cell adhesion.
AAUUAUUAGAAUAAUGUAAACACCGUGUAUGCGACAAAAGUGCUGUGUAAAUAAUGACCAACGAGUUGGUUUAACAUUGUCUGUGUCGACAUGAAACUGUACUCACGGUGGCGCAGUAGACCAGCUUUAAAAUCAUUGAACGCCCUUUUUUAUUUUGUCGUGGAGUGGCGUGCUUGAAUGUCAGUGAUUUUGUAGACCACAUUGUUCUCCUGCCCGUUCGGAAGGCGCGCGUAAUGGGUUCGAAAAUGUCCUUGUUUCCAUCGCGCAUCUUUUAUUUCCUUUUCCUUUUGCUGCAUUCCGCACACGGAGACGUGAGCUUUUCCUUCCCCGAGGAGAUGAAACGAGGAUCGGUUAUUGGGAAUUUAGCCAAGGAUCUCGGACUGGAGGCGAGCGCGCUGUCCGGCAGAAAAGCGCGCAUCGACGCCGACGGGAGCGGAAAACGUUACUGUGAUCUUAACGUGAGAAACGGAGAGCUGAUUGUGGCCGACAGGAUUGACAGAGAGGGGCUUUGUGACGACAGGGCUUCAUGUGUCCUAAAAUAUGAGGUGGUCCUGGAGAAUCCACUGGAGCUCCAUCGAAUUAAUUUGCACAUUCAGGAUGUAAAUGAUAACGCCCCUCUGUUUAAGGAUGACUUAAUUGAUUUGGAGAUAAGGGAGUCAGCCGUCAAAGGGGCUCGUUUUGUGAUAGAGGAGGCCCACGAUGCGGAUGUAGGACAAAAUUCAGUUCAGCAGUACUUGCUCAAGAAAAAUGAUAAUUUCGUUUUGUCUGUCAGUGGUAACACAGUAGAGCUCGUUCUUGACAAUGAACUUGACCGUGAACAAAAGCAAGACAUUAAUUUGCUUCUCACAGCUUUCGAUGGCGGCUCUCCUCGGAGAUCAGGCACAGCGGUCAUACAUGUCACCGUGCUGGAUGCUAAUGAUAACUCCCCAGUGUUCAGCCAGGCCGUUUAUAAAGGCAGUUUGCCUGAAAAUUCUCCUCCUAACACAAUAGUGAUAAAUGUGAGUGCUAGCGAUGCAGAUGAAGGGGUGAAUGGGAAUGUGACUUAUGAUUUUGGACAUGUGACAGAACAUGUUAAGAAGUUAUUCAGCAUUGAUCGUAAAGUGGGUGCUAUCGCUGUAGUUGGCACUGUUGACUAUGAAUCUAGCACAUCAUAUGAACUACGUGUGAAAGCCAAAGAUGGGCUCGGGCUAUCCUCUUAUGCAAAGGUGAUUAUUUCUAUCACUGACAUGAAUGACAACGCCCCUGUGAUCAAUUUAAAAUCUCUGUCUAAUUCAGUUGCAGAGAAUGUGUCACCUGGUACAGAGGUGGGCAUCAUUAAUGUGCAGGACAGAGACUCUGAAAAGAAUGGAAAAGUGCGUUGCUCCAUUGAACAAAACGUCCCCUUUAAAUUAGUUCCUUCAAUUAAAAACUAUUAUUCUUUAGUGACCACUGGUCAACUUGACCGUGAACUUGUGUCUGAUUACAACAUUACAAUCAGUGCCACUGAUGAGGGCUCACCUCCGUUGUCCUCUUCAAAAAAUGUUCACUUGUCUGUAGCAGACAUCAACGACAACCCACCUGUGUUUGAGGAGCAGUCCUACAGCACAUAUGUGAGUGAAAAUAACAAAGCUGGCUCCACUUUAUGCUCUGUAAGUGCCCGAGACCCCGACUGGAGACAGAACGGCACAGUAAUUUAUUCUCUGUUACCUUCUGAGGUGAACAGUGCUCCGGCAUCCUCUUACAUUUCUGUGAACGGAGACACGGGGGUGAUCCACGCUGUCAGGUCGUUUGACUACGAACACUUGAGGAGUUUUCAAGUCCAUGUCAUGGCCCGAGACAACGGUUCUCCUCCGCUGAGCAGCAAUGUAAGCAUCAGCGUGUUCAUAUUGGACGUGAACGACAACUCUCCUCAGAUACUGUACCCUGCCCCAGAGGGCAACUCCUUCAUGACCGAGCUGGUCCCCAAAGCUGCACACGCAGGCUCUGUGGUGUCCAAAGUGAUCGCGGUGGACGCCGACUCGGGACAGAACGCCUGGCUGUCCUAUCAUAUUGUCAAGUCCACAGACCCGGGACUUUUCACCAUUGGUCUCCACAGUGGCGAGAUCAGGACCCAGCGGGACAUUUUGGAGUCUGACAGCAUGAAACAGAACCUGAUUGUGGCCGUGAAAGAUAACGGACAGCCCCCUCUCUCUGCCACCUGCUCCAUGUAUUUACUUAUUUCGGAUAACUUGGCCGAGGUGCCAGAACUGAAGGACAUUUCUUAUGAUGACAAGAAUUCCAAGUUGACCUCUUACCUGAUCAUCGCGCUGGUGUCCGUGUCCACUUUCUUCCUGACCUUCAUCAUCAUCGUCCUGGGUGUGAGGUUUUGUCGCAGGAGAAAGCCCAGACUGUUGUUUGAUGGAGCAGUUGCCAUCCCCGGCGCGUAUCUGCCUCCUAAUUACGCAGAUGUUGACGGCACAGGAACUUUACGCAGCACCUACAACUAUGACGCCUACUUGACAACAGGUUCCAGAACCAGUGACUUUAAGUUUGUUUCGUCCUACAAUGACAACACGCUGCCUGCUGGCCAGACUCUGAGGAAAAGUCCGAGUGACUUUGAUGAGAUGUUUGGUGAUGCUGAAGGUUCUACUGAGGUAUGAUCAAUACUCUCAAUUUACUAUGUUUCCCAAAGGCAUUCAACUCUGAAACAGUUGCUCGUGUGCUGUUUGGGUUUAUCCAAGCUGAUAAUUGGUGAAAAGCAGACUUUUUACCAAAUUGGUAAUCACUCUUAUCACAAAUAUUUCUUCCUAUUUAAUUUAUUGCUUCCUUGGCCCUUACAGCCAGCUUUUCUUGGGAUCCACGUGAUUGCUUCAUGGCUUUACUUGUCAUUGGUCAGCUCUUAAGAUUGAUAACACCUCACCCC